CAAUUUUAGUUUGAAACGAAAUAUCUGAUCCAAAAUCGAAAAUGAAACACAAAAACAAAAACAAAAAGCAUUUUGCUCUGCGAGAUUAAUUUACAUAGGAUUAGAAUGAGAUCACUUACUAGUUUUAAUGGAUGAUUAAUAGUUGAUAAUGUAUACUAUUCUCUCUUCUGCCGCAUCAUCAAGCGGGGUAAUGCAUGACUCACAUGGCGAAUAGGUUGGAACAUCACCAGAUCAUACAAAGUAUGCACUAGAAGUUCAAAAAACGAAAAAGUGUUCUUAUGUUCAAGGAAAUCAAAACUAGUAGAAAAAGUUGAAGCAUGGAUCAAAUAGGAGGAGGAGGACAUCAUGCAUAUUCUCCCAUCCUGAAAUACAACCUUCAGUGUAUCGUUGGAGCCUUUCUUGUAGCAUGUGUGCUUGUUGCUUAUCACAUGACUUCAGAUAUUGAAGAAGUUCUGAUAGAACAAAAAUUGCACCCACUUAAACGAAAUGUGUCAUCAAUCCCAAAAUGCAAUUUUUUCUCAGGCAAAUGGAUCUAUGACAAUAUUUCAUAUCCAUUAUAUAGAGAAAAAGAGUGUACUUUCCUAGUGGAUGAUUUUGCUUGUCAAAAGUUUGGGAGGAAGGACAUUUUGUAUCAACAUUGGAUUUGGAAACCAAAAGAUUGUGAUCUCCCAAGGUCCCUUUCCUUUUUCAAAUAACAAUUACUCCCUCGAUUACUAAUUGUUGGCGGCUUGGCACUGGAUUGGGGGUGUUUAGAAAAUUGUGUUUCAGUAAACAAUUGAUGGUUUGACCUAUUUUAGCGUUUUGAAUAAGUGAAAAUGUUGUUUAAUAAAUAGUUGUUCCGUUAGUCAAACCCGCUGACUGAUUCCUCUAUCGACAACUUAUUAGCAUAAACCGCUAUUCGCUAGCCCCUGUUCGCUAAAUGUCGAACACGCCCAUUAUACAAGUCCAAACUAAAAGUUUGGAUUACUUAAUGACACUGGUUUACCGGAGCCAAUACUUAAAUUCGGAGAAGGUGGUAUGAGAAGCCAAGGUCAAAAUAAAUACUCUCUAAUACAAUGUCAUGAAUGUGUGUGUCAUCUACAUAAAAAAAAGGACCUUAUUUUCCUUAUUUAAAAAAAUAGAAUAAAAUAUUGUUUCGUCUCUUUGUUUACUAUCCAAAUGAAUAUUAAGAUCAUUUAAAAAGAUAAAAAUAUACUCCGUAUAAGUUUGGGUAGUCAACCCAAUGGAGAUGAUUCGAUUUGAUAACAGACUCAACAAUCAAACAAGAUUCAUUUUGAUUUUAGUAUGUUUCAGGUUAAAAAUUGUCUUUGUACAUACUUUCAAAUCGCCAGACCCAGUUCUUGUGGUUUGAUCAACAUGGUCAAACCGAGGUUCAAUAUACUGGUCAUAACAAUAAUUGAGAGGCCAAAAUCAUCAUUUUCUCUUCAUUUCAUCAAUCUUGUUUUGUAGGACUUUUGACAUUCAAUAUAAUUUAUGUGGUGAAAUUGUCAAAGGUUUAAUGCGACUACACUGCUGGAAAAGCUGAGAGGGAAGAGGCUUGUAUUUGUGGGAGAUUCUCUUAACAAGAACCAAUGGAUGUCAAUGGUGUGCCUACUCGAACCCUCUUUAGCUCCUUCUCUUAAAAUUUCCAUUUGGAAGGGCAAUUUGAUAACUUUUGAAGCCAAGGAAUACAAUGCAACAAUAGACUUCUAUUGGUCUCCAUUGUUAGUAGAGUCCAACUGCGAUGAUCC
Molecule: messenger RNA, 1730 nt
Organism: Cuscuta epithymum
Lineage: Eukaryota; Viridiplantae; Streptophyta; Magnoliopsida; Solanales; Convolvulaceae
Source: the annotation of a GenBank genome assembly